Achroia grisella is the source of this 1957-nucleotide messenger RNA. It is a transcript of the gene Srp72, whose product is annotated as signal recognition particle subunit SRP72. Gene Ontology annotation, molecular function: protein binding; ribosome binding; 7S RNA binding. NCBI's taxonomy places the organism in Eukaryota, Metazoa, Arthropoda, Insecta, Lepidoptera, Pyralidae. Bases 6 to 1952 code for a protein of 648 amino acids. Gene Ontology annotation, cellular component: signal recognition particle, endoplasmic reticulum targeting. The record is from RefSeq and is a predicted model, not a curated record. The transcript is spliced from 13 exons. Gene Ontology annotation, biological process: SRP-dependent cotranslational protein targeting to membrane.
AAAAAAUGUCAGCCAACAGGGAGAGUAGCUUAGUUCAAUCUUAUAUUGAAUUAAAUAAAUUUUGUCAAAGUGGCGACUAUGAUAGAGCUUUAAAAGCAACUGGGAAGAUCUUACAAAUAGCUCCAAAUGAACAAAAAGCAUUUCAUUGCAAAGUGGUAUGCCUUAUUCAACUCCUCAAUUUUAAGGAAGCCUUAGCUAUUCUAAAUAACCAAAAAAAUGCUGCACUUGCUGCUGAUUUGCAUUUUGAAAAGGCAUACACUCAGUAUCGCCUCAAUACACCUAAUGAUGCACUGCAGACUGUAGACAAUGCUCCUGAAUUGACUCCACCAUUGAAAGAACUGAGGGCUCAAAUUUUAUACCGCCUUGAGCAGUAUCAAGACUGCUACAACUUGUACCGAGAAGUAGUUAAAAACACUACUGAUGAAUAUGAAGAUGAAAGGAAAACCAAUAUGGCUGCUGUUGUGGCCAAUAUGGCUGCACUUAAUCCAUCAGCAGACCUGCCCCAAUUCAAUGCCAACACAUAUGAGCAAACAUACAACACUGGCAGCAUACUGGCCAUGAAAGGAAAGUACAAUGAAGCAUUACCUGUGCUGAAGAAAGCCGAGCAGGCAUGCUCGGAGAGUGUUAUUGAUGAUGGUGGCACCGAGGAGGAGGCUAAAGAGGAAGCUGGAAUAAUUAGAGUUCAACAAGCAUAUUGCCUCCAGCAAAUGGGCAAGGAAAAGGAAGCUGCAUCUAUCUACCAGAAUGUUUUGAAAGACAAACCGUCUGACCAAGCACUGGUCGCUAUUGCUAGUAAUAAUCUCGUUGUCAUCAACAGAGACACCAAUGUGUUCGAUUCUCGUAAGCGUAUGAAAGCGGCGACACAAGACGGGCUUGAACACAAACUUAAUUCUCGUCAACGGGCUGCUAUCACGUACAAUCAGGCGAUACUCGCAAUUUACUCCAACCAGCCGGAGUUCUGCAAACAGUGCUGCGUGAAGCUGGCGCGGUCGUUCGGACUGGAGGAGCGAGCGGCGCUGGUGGAGGCAGCCUCGCUGGCCAGGGACGGCCGGGCCGCCGCCGCCACCGCUUGUUUACUGCGCGUCGGCGGCCUCGCCCUCGCCGCCGUGCAGCUCGCGCUCGCGCAGGGUGAUCGUAAAGCGGCCGUGAAACUGCUGGACGAAAGUGAAUACAAAUACCGGCCAGGCGUCAUCGGAGUGCUGUGUACGCUGCUCAGUGCGGACGGCGAGUACAAGAGGGUUUCAGAGAUGUUCACCGAUGUUUACGAACAUUAUAAGAACGAUGAGCGGUUCGCAUCGCUGCGCGCAGUGUGGCGCGGCGCUGCAGCGGCGCAUGCGCGUGCCGGCGAGACGCGUGCGGGCGCUGCAGCGCUGGCAGCGCUGCGUGCAGCCGCGCCGGAAGACGCACGCAGUCUCGCGCGGCUCGUCAAGCUGCUGGCCGCGCACGAGCCCGACCGCGCGAGGCAACUGGCUAAGGAACUGCCGCGGCUCGACCGCCUAGAGACUAAAGUCGAUAUUGAUGCACUGGAAUCGUCUAAAUGGAUGAUGGGAGCGAAAGUUGUCAAGAAAACUGUGCAGAGCAAACAAGAGCAAUCGCCUGGGACGCCUGGAUCAGAGUUGGGCCAGAAAACGAAGGCCAAACGUAAACGCAAGACUAAACUUCCACCCAACGCGGACUUGUCAAAACCUCCGGAUCCAGAAAGAUGGCUGCCGAAGUACGAACGCACUGCGUACAGGAAGCGGCGCGGUGUGCGGCGUGACGUCAUCAAGGGAAGCCAGGGCAUGAGUACCACCGCCACCGACCAGUACGAUAUGAGCAAACAACAAGCAGCGUCGGCAGCAGCAGCGGCGGCCACGGCAGCGAAGAGCCCUCGUGUGGAAACCAAGCAGGCGGACAACGCCUGGCAACGCAAGCAACAGCAGAAGAAGAAGGGCAAGGGUCGCAAGUGGUAGAGAAA